This is a messenger RNA of Frankliniella occidentalis (western flower thrips), 5425 nucleotides long. It is a transcript of the gene heph, whose product is annotated as polypyrimidine tract-binding protein 1. Gene Ontology annotation, biological process: mRNA processing; regulation of RNA splicing. Bases 51 to 1697 code for a protein of 548 amino acids. Gene Ontology annotation, molecular function: mRNA binding. Gene Ontology annotation, cellular component: nucleus. The record is from RefSeq and is a predicted model, not a curated record. The transcript has 16 exons. NCBI's taxonomy places the organism in Eukaryota, Metazoa, Arthropoda, Insecta, Thysanoptera, Thripidae.
GGGGUUCGGACGAGCUACUCUCCCAGACGGCGGCCGUCAGCAAUGGCAACAUGAUGAGUCCGCAGGCCAACCACGCAGAUAACAACAAUGACGCGAAAAAGCUCAAACUGGAGAAGACGGGGGCGACCAAACCGUCUCGCGUCAUUCACAUCAGGAACAUCCCCAACGAGGUGACGGAGGCCGAGAUCAUUCACCUGGGCAUCCCCUUCGGACGCGUCACCAACGUGCUCGUGCUCAAGGGCAAGAACCAGGCGUUCCUCGAGAUGGCCGACGAGACAGCCGCCUCCACCAUGGUGCAGUACUUCACCACAUGCGUUGCCCAGCUGCGCGGCCGCGCCGUCUACGUUCAGUUCUCAAACCACCGCGAGCUCAAGACCGACCAGACCCACAGCAACGCGAACGCGUCGGCCCAGGCCGCCCUCCAGGCUGCCCAGGCGCUCUCCGGCUCGACGCCCAACGAGGUGCAGGGCGGCCCCAACACCGUGCUCAGAGUCAUCGUGGAGCACAUGGUGUACCCCGUCACCCUGGACGUGCUGCAUCAGCUAUUUUCGCGGUUCGGCAAGGUGUUGAAGAUCGUCACCUUUACCAAAAACAACUCCUUCCAAGCUCUUAUUCAGUAUCCGGACGUGGUCACAGCACAGUCUGCCAAACUGUCUCUUGACGGCCAGAACAUCUACAACUCGUGCUGCACGUUGCGCAUCGAGUACUCCAAGCUCAGCAACCUCAACGUCAAGUACAACAACGACAAGAGCAGAGACUACACCAACCCGGGGCUGCCCACUGGUGACGCGGGCAUGGAGAUGGGCUCGAUGGGUGCGCUCGGGCCCCUGGGACUGGGCAUGGCCGGCCUAGGAGCAGGUGCAGCGGGCGUGCUGGCCUCGCCCUUCGCCGCCAUGCACGGCUUGGGGUCCCCGCUGACGGGGCCGUACGGCAAUUCCGCUGUUGGAGCAGCCGCCGGCAUGCCUUUGGCAGGAUUCUCCCUCCCUGGCGCAGCCAACGCCCUGGGUGCCGCGGGUCUGCGGUUAACCGGCCAGCCCGGUGGCUCCUGCGUCCUCCUCGUCAGCAACUUGAAUGAGGAGAUGGUCACGCCUGAUGCUCUCUUUACCCUAUUCGGUGUAUAUGGGGAUGUACAACGCGUAAAGAUUCUUUAUAACAAGAAAGACAGUGCUCUUAUUCAAAUGGCUGAGCCACAUCAGGCAAACUUAGCUAUGACUCAUAUGGAUAAGCUACGAAUGUUUGGGAAGCAAAUCCGUGUAAUGCCGUCCAAGCACCUAAAUGUGCAAUUACCCAAAGAAGGCCAACCUGAUGCCGGCCUCACUAAAGACUAUACCACUUCACCACUUCAUCGUUUCAAAAAGCCUGGCUCCAAGAACUAUCAAAAUAUAUAUCCUCCAUCUGCUACAUUACACUUAUCAAACAUUCCGCCCAGUGUAUCAGAAGAAGAGAUUACAGAAGCUUUUGCAAAGAAUGGCUUUCAAGUUAAAGGAUUUAAGUUUUUCCCGUCAUUUGGUAAAUUACUGAAGGAAGAUGCAAGUGAAUCAGUCCUGGAGUUGUCUUCUGACUUGAAGGACAGAAAGAUGGCUCUCAUACAACUUUCAUCAAUGGAUGAAGCAGUCAGUGCUUUAAUUAAAAUGCACAACUAUCAACUGAGUGAACAGAAUCAUCUCCGAGUGUCUUUCUCAAAAUCUAACAUUUAAGUUGCCGUAUUGUGCUUCGUCAUCGUUUUAUGUCAUCGUUUUAUGUGACGCAAUGAGACUUACAAUGAAGUGCAGAGCCAAAAGUGGUGAGGUGGGGAGACUUAAAGUGAUGCAGCAUUAGAAAGCUAAAACAUGCAAACUUUUAAUACUUAGAUAAUUUCAAGUUGUAGUGUGAUGCCGGUGAAGUGUUACUAUGACUAAAAAAAUUAAUGUUGUUAUUGUAAGAAUGGUUUUUAGUGUAGUGCAUUGGAUGAGUUAUGACAUUUUAUUUAAAGAAAAAGAUCUCGUGUUUGAGACAUGAGUGAUGAAUGUCCAUUAUACAGUGUGUAUGUUAGGAAUGUUAAAGAUUUUACUGUUUCUUUAAUCAUGUUUUUUGAGAAAUUAUGAAAUCCGUUUUAAAAGUUAAAAUUUGAUUUUAUGUUGUGAAAAUUGUUGUUUUACCAACUGACAGUAUGAAUAUUAGACAUACCUUAAAUUUACUGAUGAUUUUUUAGUCAUCAACAGAUUUUUGCAUGACACGGUGAACUCUACUUCUUUUUUCUAUGGUAUAUUUUAGUUGGCCUUUGUUGAUAUUAAUGAAGUAUUUGUCUUGUGUAGUACAAGCAUGUAGAAUGGUAACUAUAAUAUUUUUAUAAACUAUGUGAAAUAAGUAAUCAAGUUUUACACAUCAAAUAGAUUAUGUUUCUUGUACAUUUGACUAUGUACAAUCGUUUCAAAACCAAUGAGUUUGAAAAUGGAAACAGUUAUGAUUUGAGAUGAGGCUUAUACAUUUAUUUAUUUUUAAAAUCAAAACUUGUUUCCAUGUGUCUAUGCAUUUACUUUUGAAAGUCCAUGUAGUAACUGCUGAUUUUGUUUUAGAAAAGCAGUCCAGCUUGCCAAAAAUUGGCACUUAGUAUGAUUGAGGCUUCCAGCCUAGCUACAAAAUUAAUAUGCAAAUUCAUGUGAAGACAAUUUUUGUCAAUUGUAUGGGGUUUGGGAAAGCUUAGUAUUGACAAAGUACUUCAGAUUUAUCAAUGCUCCUUUGGCUGUAGAAAGAGUGAUAGUGUGAAGACAUUUAUUGUUGCAUUGCAUGUAAUUUAAAGCAGAGAUUCACCAAAAAUAUUCUUAGGUUUAUAAGUCAAUUUCUUAUACCCUAUUAUUUAUGUUCAAAUCAUUCCAAAGGGUGCUGUCAGUAAUCUUGUUAGACAGGGAAUUGUCACAUGAAGACAUUAGAAGUUGCUUGUAUUUGUUGUUCUUAUGGUAAAACACUUUUUCAUACUACAUCUUGUAUCUCUCAGUUCAACAACGUCAGCCCUUGAAAUAAGUUUCCAUUUUGUAUUUUUGUUCAACCAGCCAUUGAGAGUCGAAGGUAUGAGUAAAAAUAUGUAUUUUAUGCCAAACUGGAUAUUCAUAAUCUAUUAAUGCAGACAUAUUAUGUUUGACAAAGUUUAAUAAAUUCAAAUGCAUAGUAAUUUAUUAUAAAUGUUAGACAGUUUUUUAGGGACUUAUUGAAUUGGUUUGUAAUACUGUUAUUAUACGGUAUAGAGAGUAUUUAGCAUAGCCUACAAUGUAGGUCAGUAGUUCCGUUAUGCUGCUUGAUGCAGUCAUCUCAUAUAAGCAAUCUCAUAUUUUCCCUUUUCUCUGUAUACCCAUCAAAAAUCUCUCUUUCUCUCUACCCCUCUCUUUCUCUUUUUCUUUUUGUCUCUUUUGGUAUCCAGGCAUGUGAUGAGGAUAUGAUUGAAGAGAGCCACUAGCAAUUUGUGAGUUUUUUAUACUUGUUCUCAGUUUACCUUUGUACCACCAAGUGUUGUUUUGACUAAAUGUGCCAAAACCUAUGCAAAUCAUUUCUGUAUCAUUUAUAUUUCCAUUCCUUUAUUUCUUUAUUUGCUGUCUAAUUUGUUAUCAUGCAUGUAAAGUAGUUGGUGGCCUCUUCACAUAUCAACACUUGUGUAAAUACUAUAUAAAAGAAAACAGUAUUGUUUGCAUAGCUUUAAAUAAUAAAAUAGUGAUAUGUUAUGAAGAUAUGAACCACAGGGUUGGUCUAUUUGGUUUUCUUGUUCCCUGAUGUAUUUAUGUAUGUAUGUAUGUAUGUAUGUAAGUAAAUGUAUGUAUGUAUAUUAUUCAGGAGGGCUGAAAAUGGACAAUCAUUAGUUUGAAAGGCCAAGAUCAGCUCCCUUUGCGCUGGAGAUAAGAAGGCAGAUUGCUGGAAGUAAUCAGAUUCCAAAGCAGACCUCUGCACACAUAUCAAUUUGUUCAAAAUCUAUGCUAUUUUUGUACCUCUUGUCAUAAAGCUAGAUGGGACAAAUUUUCAUUCUGCUGGAAUCUAUCAAGCUUUUUCCGUAAUAAAGUGUUGAAAUUGCCGUACCACAAACCGUUUCAAUAAUUAAGCGGAAACCAAAGUAGUAUUUCUAUGUGAGGCAGAAACAAAAAUUGUCAGCCAGCAAUAGAAGGGGGCUUAACUGAAGCUGUAAAAUAUCCAGAUUUAAGGAACCUGUUCAUUGUUCUCUAAUAUUGAUGUGCGAAAACUUGAAUGUUUUGAACAUCCAAUGUUUUUAACAUAAUGAGGAGUUUGGCAUUCAUCUAAUUUAAAGUUUUAAGAUGAUAGUCAAAAAUAAUCUUGUCUCUUCUACAAAAAUUAAGAGCAUGAAGAGAAGCUAAGUGGCAUGCUUUCUUGGCUGUAGCUAAGUUAUAGAAUCUCAGGACCAGUGCUAAUUAAGCCAUAUCAUGUUUUAGUGGAUUUUCUGCAAUAGACAAACCAAUUCAGUUCAUUCAAAUCUGGGUUCAGGUGUGAUUCUUAUGAAAAAUUUAUUGAUUGCUGCACUCCUUUUUACAAGAAGGAGGUGUCUUCUUUAUUUAUACUGGCUGUAUUCAGAUAGUAAUUGUUCUCUUGGACCUCAAUUUAAAGGGAUCAAAUACAACUGAGCCUUGUAGCUAGUUUGUACUAUUAUGACUUAAAGUUAGUCUAGUGGGACCCUCAAUGUGGUAGAAAAUUUGUUUUCAAUUGCCAGAGCUUUUUUUCUGUUGUUUAAAACUUUCCUAUCAUAUUUAGCAUCUCUACAUACUCAAGCUCUAUUUCUAAUUAGCAAAGGGUGCUGUACCAAAGCCCUAGUUGCUGCCUAUUAUGCUUUGGACUCCUAGUUACUGUUCUAAAGGUUCUGAAAACAAAGCAUUGUCAACUGUGUAAAAUGUCGCCCUCCACUGUUUUGUGUUCCAAUUUCUAGGUUAAUGAACGACAAAGCAACCUUUUUUGUUUUUUGUUUUUUAUUGGAGGAUGUUAGAAGCAGGGAGUGAAAGACAAGGAAUGAAUGAGAUUAUGAGUGAAUGUUGUUUGAUAGACCAUGCAUUAAGGAUAUGAUGAAAACAAGGAUGCGUCCUUUUUUUACUUUUUAUUCAUGUGUUACAUAGUGAGUAAUAGAUUGAUGCCGUGCUGUAAUGCACAUUUGUUGUUUAAAUUGUUCAAUAUUUUAUUAGGUCGAUUUUGCAGUUCAGUAUUAAAAAGGACAUGUUAAAUUUCAUUCAAUGACCAACAUUUCACCUAUUAAAAGGAAAAAGGGGUCAAAGUACUGUGUCCUAUUAAGCAAUUUGAUGAGUCUCACAUUGAGACCAAGGGUUCUGCACAUGGAUAUGCCAUGGAGACUUGUGAUGAAUGUUGAUCUAUUAUUAGAAUACUUCCUCAAAACUUCAAUCAUGCUGUCAAGCAUGCCAUCAUCUGUGUUUUCUGAGAAUAAUAAAAAAAAGGCAGAACACAA